This is a messenger RNA of Clarias gariepinus (North African catfish), 2214 nucleotides long. It is a transcript of the gene csnk2a4, whose product is annotated as casein kinase 2, alpha 4 polypeptide. Bases 231 to 1400 code for a protein of 389 amino acids. Gene Ontology annotation, molecular function: protein serine/threonine kinase activity; ATP binding. Lineage: Eukaryota; Metazoa; Chordata; Actinopteri; Siluriformes; Clariidae. Gene Ontology annotation, biological process: protein phosphorylation. Gene Ontology annotation, cellular component: nucleus; cytosol; protein kinase CK2 complex. The transcript has 13 exons. The record is from RefSeq and is a predicted model, not a curated record.
UGCAAUAACCAGACCGUCAAAGAGUGUUGCACAUGCGCAGUACUCUCUCUACCUUCUCUCUGUGUGCCAUCACUGAGACAGCAAAAAAAAAAAAAAAAAAGGAGCCUCAGAAAAUUUAAAUAAGAAUAAAAACCCACCGCUGUGGGACUGGUGUUGAGGGGUGAUCCUGCCUCAACGCAGUUGUGCUUCUUCCUGAAGGUGUCCCCUUGUCCGCUGCCAAAUUGUCAGACAUGUCGGGUCCAGUGUCUAGCCGAGCGCGGGUUUACACCGACGUGAACACACACCGGCCCCGGGAGUACUGGGAUUACGAGUCGCAUGUGGUGGAGUGGGGAAAUCAGGACGAUUUCCAGUUGGUGCGGAAGCUCGGGCGCGGAAAAUACAGUGAGGUGUUUGAGGCGGUGAACAUCACCAACAAUGAGAAAGUGGUAGUAAAAAUACUGAAGCCUGUCAAGAAGAAAAAAAUAAAGCGUGAGAUAAAGAUCCUAGAGAACCUGCGCGGAGGGCCGAACAUCAUCUCGCUCGUAGACAUCGUCAAAGAUCCGGUGUCCCGAACGCCAGCCUUGGUUUUUGAACAUGUGAACAACACAGACUUUAAGCAACUGUAUCAGACGCUCACAGACUAUGACAUUCGGUUCUACAUGUACGAAAUCCUGAAGGCUCUUGAUUUCUGCCACAGUAUGGGAAUAAUGCACCGAGAUGUUAAACCACACAACGUUAUGAUUGACCACAAGCACAGGAAGUUGCGUCUUAUUGAUUGGGGUCUUGCGGAGUUUUAUCACCCGGGGCAGGAGUACAACGUGCGAGUCGCUUCACGCUACUUCAAAGGACCAGAGCUUCUCAUCGACUAUCAGAUGUAUGAUUACAGUCUGGACAUGUGGAGCCUCGGCUGUAUGUUGGCCAGCAUGAUCUUCAGAAAGGAGCCUUUUUUCCACGGACAUGACAACUACGACCAGUUGGUGAGAAUAGCCAAAGUACUUGGAACAGAGGACCUUUAUGAUUACAUUGACAAAUACAACAUCGAGCUGGAACCUCGCUUUAACGACAUCCUGGGAAGACAUUCACGUAAACGAUGGGAGCGCUUUGUACACAGCGAGAAUCAGCAUCUGGUGAGUCCCGAGGCUUUGGACUUUCUGGAUAAAUUGCUCCGGUACGACCACCAGGCCCGACUGACUGCGCGGGAGGCCAUGGAACAUCCCUACUUCUACACUGUAGUGAAGGUGGGGGGCGCUAAUGUUCCGGCACUGAACACCGCAGUGAGCACUGCCAGUCUAAUCACGGGAAUUGCUGCUCUUCCCGCCUCCACGGCUCUGGGCCCGCUGGCCGGCUCGCCCGUCCUCUCCGCUGCCACUAACCUCAGUGCCAGCGCCAUGCCAACCGCUACUGCCGGGGCCACCCAGUGACGCAGAGGGAUGGAUCACCUCUGACUUCUCGGUUCAGUCUGCAGGGGAUGAUGGGAAGGAGUUUUCUCUGUCUACCCUUCCCCCUGCUCUUUUUGCCCCUCCCCUUUUUUACAUCACACUCAUAAAAAAAUUUCACCUCAAGUUAAACAAACUCUCUACUUGUUUAACAGUUUACCUGAACCAUACGGACUAGUGUGUGUGUGUGUGUGUGUGUGUGUGUGUAUGUACAUGUGUGUGAGGGCGAGAUAGAGAGACACUGAUUGAAGGUGUGAUCAUGUGUGUGUGAUGCUGAUUUAGAAUAAGCUCUAUGCUCAAAACUCAAACACGACUAAUCACUCAUCAGGUGGUUGUUGAUCGGUUUCUGUUUGUUUUUCACAGACACUGAGCCAGUAAUAUGUGGAUUUUUUUUUUAUUAAUAGAACCACAGUUCCACUGGUUUGAUAGUCACUUCUAAAUGAAGUUCAAAGAAAGAUCAUAUUCAGUGUUUACAUUUUUUUUUUAACACAUCAUGUGUAUUUUUUUUUUUUUAUCCAGUUCAAACUUAGCAUGAUUUAUUUUUUAUUUUUUGUCUCGUGAAUCCACACAUAGGACGUUAAUUAUCUCAAAAUGUUCUGCUGUCACACCUCUGAGAAGCUCUUCUGAUACACAUUCUGAGCUCUGACACCUGUAUGUUGUGAAGUUUUUUUGUUGUUGUUUUUUUAUUGUGAAAAAUAAAACUGGUGACCGGAAAAGAAUUAGGAUUAAUCACAAACACCUGUAAUUUUUUUUAUGCAAAUCUGAGGAAAUAAAGAAUUAAACCUGUUUAAUCAGUUUA